This is a messenger RNA of Cajanus cajan (pigeon pea), 2602 nucleotides long. The record is from RefSeq and is a predicted model, not a curated record. NCBI's taxonomy places the organism in Eukaryota, Viridiplantae, Streptophyta, Magnoliopsida, Fabales, Fabaceae.
AUGUUUUCUUAUAAAAAGGUUAAACAAAGCAAAACGGAAGUACUAACAUGGUACACAAAGGUAUCCCCUUUAACAGUGGUGUGGGUGGCUAACCGAAAUAAACCUCUUGAUGAUAAAUCAGGACUUCUCAAACUCAAUGAAAAUGGGAUUCAUGUGCUUCUCAAUGCUACAAACAACACUAUUUGGUCUUCCAACAUAUCAAGCAACGAAGGGAAUAAUCCAACUGCUCAUCUUUUGGAUUCCGGAAAUUUUGUUGUGAAAAAUGGACAAGAAACUAACAGUUUCUUGUGGCAAAGUUUUGAUGAAAUUGGGGAUACAAUGAUCCCAGGAAUGAAGCUUGGAUGGAACUUGGAGACUGGUCUAGAAAGAUAUAUAUCAUCUUGGAAUAGUGACAACGAUCCUGCUGAGGGAAAAUAUGCUUUAAAACUUGACCUUAGAGGAUAUCCUGAAAUAAUUAUAUUCAAGGGACCUGAUAUAAAAUCGAGAAAAGGGUCAUGGAAUGGCUUGUCUGUAGUUGCAAAACCAACUACGGUUCCUGAAAUAUCACAAAACUUUGUCAUCAAUGAAAAAGAGGUGUAUUAUGAGUACGACCUUGUUGUUCCAUCGAUCUUCAGGGUACAUAAACUGACUCCUUCAGGCACAGUGCAGAGUUUGUAUUGGACAACUCAAAGAAGAACCUUGCAAGUCACCUCAACUGGGGAGGAAGAUCAGUGCGAGAAUUAUGCCUUUUGUGGUUCAAAUUCUAUAUGCAGUUCAGAUGGUAACCGAGCAACUUGUGAAUGCCUGCGAGGUUAUGUUCCAAAGUCACCCGAUCAAUGGAAUAUAGCAGUUUGGUUUGAAGAUUGCGUUUCAAGGAACAAAUCUAAUUGCAAUAACAGUUAUACAGAUGGCUUCUUGACAUACACACACCUGAAAUUGCCAGACACGUCUUCAUCAUGGUUUAAUAGAACCAUGAACCUUGAUGAAUGUCGGAAGUCAUGUCUUAAAAACUGUUCUUGUAAAGGAUAUGCCAAUUUAGAUAUUCGUGAUGGAGGAAGUGGCUGUCUGCUUUGGUUUAAUAGUCUGGUUGACAUGAGGAAAUUCUCCCAAUCGGGACAAGAUUUGUAUAUCAGAGUCCCUGCUUCAGAAUUAGAUCAUGGUGGCCAUGGAAACAUCAAGAAAAAGAUAGUAGAAAUCGCAGUUGGAAUGAUUAUUUUUGGAUUAGUCAUAUGUGUAUGCAUAUUUAUAAUAAAAAAUCCAGUCUUAGCUAAUGCUACUGAAAAAUUUUCAACUAAAAACAAGCUUGGAGAAGGUGGCUUUGGACCCGUAUUCAAGGGAAAACUGAUAGAUGGACAAGAGUUCGCUGUCAAAAGGCUUUCAAAGAAGUCUGAGCAAGGAUUAGAAGAGUUCAAAAAUGAAGUAGCAUUGAUUGCAAAACUUCAGCACCGUAAUCUUGUAAAGCUUCUGGGUUGCUGCAUCGAAGGAGAAGAAAAAAUGUUAAUUUAUGAAUACAUGCCCAACCAAAGUUUGGACUACUUUGUUUUUGGAAGGAGCUCUUACCAUUUAUUCUAAAACUCUAUGGCAAUUUUUAUCUUAUUGCUUGUUUGUACUUUACAAAAUUAUGGACACUGCAACUUCUAUGCUAAAUGCAAGCAUGUUUUUAGCUAGAUGAAACCAAAAAGUUGUUAGAUUGGUGUAAGCGUUUCAGCAUUAUUAGUGGCAUUGCUCGUGGACUUUUGUAUCUUCAUCAAGACUCUAGGUUGAGAAUUAUUCAUAGAGACCUAAAAACUAGCAAUAUUUUACUAGAUGCUAAUUUGGACCCCAAAAUAUCAGACUUUGGCUUGGCUCCAUCAUUUUUGGGAGAUCAAGUUGAGGCAAACACCAAUAGGGUGGCUGGAACAUAUGAGAUCAGAUGUCUUUAGUUAUGGUGUGAUAGUUCUAGAGAUUGUAAGUGGGAAAAAAAAUAGAGAAUUUUCAAACCCAGAACACUGCAAUAAUCUUCUUGGACAUGUAAGUAUAUUGAUCUAAUUGUGUUGCUAAUUGAUAUAAGUGGAAUUAUUUAACUCAUACUAAUUUAAUUCUAUCCAUCUUAGGCAUGGACAUUAUGGACCAAAAAAAGAGCACUAUAGCUAUUAGAUGAAGUAUUCGGAGAACAAUUCAUGCCUUCGGAAGUCAUACGAUGCAUACAAGUAGGCCUCUUGUGUGUGCAACAAAGACCAGAAGAUAGGCCAGACAUGUCAUCAGUGGUUUUAAUGUUGAAUGGUGAUAAAUUAUUGCCAAACCCAAAGGUUCCUGGUUUCUACACUGAAAUAGAUGUUACAUCUGAAGCAAAUUUUUUAUUGGAAAAUCACAAUCUGGGAUCCGUUAAUAACUUUCCAUCACAUCGUUAGAUGCAAGAUAGGAAAUGCAGGCAAGAAAAUGAUAAAGCUUCACCUUCUAAUGUGGACAUGUCACAUAUUUUAUGAUACAUAACUAGUGAAUGUGUUAUUAUUAUGAUUCCUUCUUUACCUUUGUUUUAUGUAUCCAAAUAAAUGUAUGAGAUACAAUACAAUGAAGACAAGAAUUGUUAAUUGUAAUUUGCAAUAUAACGUAGUUGUGAAGUUUCUCUGAAUCUUGACAUGAA